Molecule: messenger RNA, 2447 nt
Organism: Carassius gibelio (silver crucian carp)
Lineage: Eukaryota; Metazoa; Chordata; Actinopteri; Cypriniformes; Cyprinidae
Product: kelch-like protein 30
Exons: 8
Coding region: 211-1989 (592 amino acids)
Molecular function (GO): protein binding
Source: RefSeq, a predicted model, not a curated record
AUAGCAGUGUGAAAGACAAGCAUGCUGUCCCAGUGACUCUGCGAAAGACAGCGUGUCCCCCAUCUCAGACAGCAGCAACAGAAAAGUCUGCCUUCUAAACAAGAACCGUGAAUAAUGUAUGAUUUCUGCUUUCAUUCACGAGCAGGUAAACUCUAAAAACAUCUGUUGGCUGGCCCUGAAUGCAUUAAGGCCAUAGUUCAAAGUGUCGUCAUGGUGCGUAAUAUAGACGAUCUAGACUUCUGUCUCUCUUCCCAUCCCCAGAGCAUCUUAGAGGGCCUGCGCUCCCUCUGUUCUCAACCCAAACUUGUGGAUGUCACCUUAAGUGCUGGUGGACAAGAUUUCCCCUGUCACCGGGGAAUCCUUGCACUCUGCAGCCACUACUUCCGUUCCAUGUUCUCAGGAGAUUUUGUGGAGAGCAUUGCUGCUCGUGUCGAGCUUCAUGAUGUAGAUCCCAAUGUGUUGUCAUCCUUGUUGGACUUUGCUUAUACAGGGAAACUCACCAUCAAUAAAAACAAUGUUGAGGGACUCAUCUGCACAUCCAGCCAGCUCCAGUUCCACGCCGUCCGUACUGUAUGCAGUCGAUAUCUGCAGCACCAGAUCGAUGCCACAAACUGCUUGGGAAUCCUUGAGUUUGGAGAGAUCCACGGCUGCCCUGAAGUUGUCUCCAAAGCAUGGAGCUUCCUCCUUGAAAACUUUGAGGCAGUGCAACAACAUGAGGAGUUCUUGAUGCUGGAGAAAGACAGGCUGGUGGCCUGCCUGAAGGAUGAGGAUCUGCAUAUAAGGGAUGACCGGUCUUGUGUCAAUUCUGUGUUGGCUUGGGUUGGGUAUUGUAGUGACAAUCGGAUCUGCCAUCUGCGAGAAUUGUUGGGAUUGGCUAAGCUUUCCCUCCUCACAGAAUCCUACCUCACUGAGAACUUGCUUAAAGAGCCAUUGGUGCAAGACUCACUAGAAUCCAAAGAGUUCAUAGAGGGAAUAUGUAGAGAGAAACGAGAAAUGAAAGCAGGUGAGUCAGGGCAGACAGUGACUCAGAAUGCCCUCAGCCUGCAGGAGGUUUUAUUUGUGAUGGGUGGUCGCUCGCUGGAUGACUCGGAUGAUGAAGAUGAGGAUGAAGACAGGGAUAGAAGGUUGCACCCCAGAAACUGUGGUUUCUACAACCCAAAGCUUGGGCAGUGGUUUCAGCUACCUGAUUUUCCCAACUACAAUAAAUGGGGUUAUUCUGUCAUCUCCUUAAAUAACAAUGUGUAUGUCACAGGAGGAUCAGGAGGGUCUCAGUCCAACACCUGGUCCACCACAGAGACCUGGAAGUACAUCACGCGUGAGGGCAUCUGGGUCACAGUCGCCCCUAUGUUGCGUCCAAGGACUAACCACUCUUCUGCAGCUCUCAAUGGAGAGAUUUAUGUAAUUGGGGGAACUACAAUGGAUUUUGUCGAAGUUGAACACUAUGACCCAUUCAGUAAUUGCUGGACUCUUACGGGCCCGGCGCUGAAGUAUGUGACUAACUUUACCACCACAUCAUGUGAAGGAAAGCUUUACCUCAUUGGUUCUUGUGCUGUUAAAUAUAAUGCCCUGACAAUGCAGUGCUUUAAUCCUGUCAUAGAUAGCUGGUGUAUCAUCUGUUCUCCUUUCAUUCCUAAAUAUCUCUCUUCUCCCUGCUCGGUUUCUAUGGAUGGGGUCAUUUACCUCGUAGCAGAUAACACCAAAAAGGUCUAUCUGUAUAACCCUGGGGGUAAUAUGUGGGAAAAAAUUCAGUUUCUACACACUCUUCAUGAGAAUGGGGAUUUGGUGGCUCUAGGUGGUCAGCUGUAUGUGACUGGGGGGCACUGGAAGGGCAUGGAGGGGGAUUACGGUGUGGAAGUGGAAGUAUAUAACCGAGCAUCCAACACAUGGAAGGUGGAGUGCUUCCUUCCCAGGCUCUGGACUUAUAGUGGCUGCUGCUCCAUCUUCCUGGACACUUCCCAGUGGACUGAGUUCUUCCCUGAUGAGACUUAAUAUCUGUUCUGUCCCCUAAAUCCUCACCUAGGUUUUGGGGCAAAGUUACAGUUUUGGCAUUAUUAUAAAUUUUUGAUAAUGGGAUUUAUUUUUAAUUAUAUUUCUUUUUACAUAAUUUAGCUAGCUGUUGUAUGUGUGUGUGUGUGUGUGUGUGUGUGACAUGCUACUUAUUUUUUCUUCUCUGAAUCCAUUGUAAAAUUGUAAUAUUUUACAUUUAAACAUGUCUUAUUCUAAUUUUUUUUUUAAUUUUUUUUAUAUAUUUUUUUUUUGACUGAAUUUGUUAUUAUUUCAAAAUAUAUGCUGUUUUUAUUCAGAAAAAAAAAUGUUUUAUGAAGUUACACAAUUGUGCUGUUUAAAACCCGUGUUAUUUUUCAUUAAUUGCAAUGGAUUUUUAACAAAGUGCCAACAAAGACUGGAAUAAACAGUGUUGUAUUUGUGCAGCGUCCGUAACCAUGGAA